Molecule: messenger RNA, 2394 nt
Organism: Tripterygium wilfordii
Lineage: Eukaryota; Viridiplantae; Streptophyta; Magnoliopsida; Celastrales; Celastraceae
Product: tubby-like F-box protein 6
Exons: 6
Coding region: 206-1381 (391 amino acids)
Molecular function (GO): protein binding
Source: RefSeq, a predicted model, not a curated record
CUUUAUCAGGAGCACAAACAAACAAACAAACACGGUCCUCUUUCUCCAUUUCUCUCUGUUUCUCCACAAAUAUCCCAAACUUUGUAGCCCUAAUUUGUCUAUUUAUAGUUUAUAGUCUAACCAUGAACAGUAGUAGAAAUCAAAUCUUGUUUGGUAUUCGCAGUUAGAGAAGAAGAGGAGGUAAUUAUUCAGGGGAUUGAUCAAAAUGUCAAUUAUGAGCAUCAUGAGGUCUCGUUCUUGCCGGGCCGGGAUUGAAGGGGGCUCUGCGGCGGAGGCGGCUAGGAAAGGAGGAAACCAGGAGGAUCAGCGCAGCUUCUGGGCCAACAUGCCGCUGGAAAUGUUGAGGGAGGUGUUGGUAAGAAUUGAGGCAUCGGAGAGCUGCUGGCCGACCAGGAAAAGCGUGGUAGCUUGCGCCGGUGUCUGCCGGAGCUGGAGACAGAUCGUUAAGGAUCUUGCCAAGGUACCGGAGAUCUCUGGGAAGCUCACUUUCCCUAUAUCUCUCAAACAGCCUGGUCCGAGGGAUAUUCUCGUCCGAUGCUUUAUAAAGCGGUGUAGAUCAACCCAAACAUAUAAUCUUUACCUUGGUCUAACUAAUGCACUGACGGAUGAUGGAAAAUUCCUGCUUGCUGCACGCAAGAAUAGACGUCCCACCUGCUCUGAUUAUAUCAUUUCUCUUGAUGCUGAUGAUAUGUCUAAGGGGAGCAGCACUUAUGUUGGGAAAUUGAGAUCAAACUUUUUGGGCACCAAGUUCACCGUCUACGAUGCACAACCCCCUCAUGCUGGAGCUAAGAUGAGAAAAGGUUCUUCCACCAAGCUAGUUAAUGCAAAACAAGUUUCACCGAGAGUUCCUGCUGGAAAUUAUCCAGUCGCACACAUCUCUUAUGAAUUAAAUGUGCUAGGUGCCAGAAGGGGUCCAAGAAAAAUGCAAUGUAUUAUGGAUGCAAUUCCUGUCACUGCUAUUGGACCUGGUGGAAUAUGCCCCAUGCAAACCGAGUUUUCUCUUAGCAAUGUAGAUGCCUUUCCAUCGAUCUCAUUUUCUCGAACAAAAUCAAACCGUAUGGAGAUUUCUCAAUCAGGAUCUGUAGACAGGCAGAAAGACGGAGCUCUGGUGUUGAAAAACAAGGCUCCUAGGUGGCAUGAGCAACUCCAGUGCUGGUGUUUGAACUUCCAUGGACGAGUGACAGUUGCUUCGGUGAAAAACUUUCAGCUUGUGGCUUCUCCAGAAAAUGUGUCAGCUGGACCAGAACAUGAGAAGAUUGUCCUCCAAUUUGGAAAAGUAGGAAAGGAUUUAUUUACCAUGGAUUAUCGUUACCCGAUUUCUGCAUUCCAAGCGUUUGCAAUCUGCCUCAGCAGCUUUGACACCAAGAUUGCUUGUGAAUGAUGUGAGAUGAAACAGUUAUAUUUUCCACAACCAUAAUGGUUUUACAAUAUGACACAAAAGUGUGAAAUGAGAUUUGUAGCUGCUCUGCUGCUUUGUGCAAGUACAAGUUCAUUUUCAAACUGGAUGAACUUGUGGAAAGUGGAAAAAUUUUCUGCAUGUACUUAUGAAUGUAUAUGUUCUCAUUUGGUCUAGACACCUGCAAUCAUGUAAAUGAUCUGGGCGUCCUUUUGUUAUCUAAUGGUGUGAAAUUGGCCACAAUAUUUUUUUGCUGCGGGCAGCUUUUGGUGGGACUUUUUGUUGUUUGCUUUUCCUUAAAUCUGUUUGCACUCUUUCCAAAAGAUUGCGCAAUGGCGCAAGUGAUUGGUUGGCUGAAGUUUUCUGUUGCAAUCGUCUACUAAUAUAAUGUUGUGGGUCAGUGGCUCACUUGUGUUUUGGUACAAUAUGCUGGCGAACUUUAUGGCUGAUCAUCAUCAUCAUCAAUAUUAAUAUUAGUUUUUUUUAUUACUAUCAUUGAGUUUAUCUGGGUGCAACCUAAAUGUCACAGAUUCAAUUCUAGGAAACAGGGGGUAAAGUCUGCAUACUGUUGGAGUAUUGUGCAUGGGUGGUGUUUGUUUAUUUGUAUAUAUCAUUGGGUUCAUGAUUUAUAAUGCUUGCCGCUCUUUAAACAGCUUUCCCUUUUGGUCUUGUUGGAACAAACAUUGAAAUUCCUUUUGGGGGUUUGGGUCGUUGGAUGCACUAUGGUUCUCACACUGUUGGCUGGUGCAGUUCAGAUCUAAAUAGGUUUCAAGGUCUUGAUGUGCUGGGUGGACUGGGUUUGGUCAGCCUGUGAUACAGAUUGAGAGUGCUGAAUUUUAGAUACGUGAAAUCAUGAUCUGUAUAUAAUUAUUUCCCUUUUGUUUUAUCAGUUAGUCCUCUGAGACCAAAAACUGCAAAACAGUUUUUACUCCAUUUUUUUUUUUGAAAUAUUACUGUGAAAUAUGUUUUGGAAUCGAAUUUUGAACACAUAUGCCUAA